CAGCUGGGCUGAGAGGAGACAACCCCGGCGGGCAGCGAGCGGAGCGGGCCGGGCGCCUGGGGCUGCCGGGCGGGGGCUCAGGGCAGCGGCGGCCGCCAUCGCCAGCGGGAGCCCGGCGCGGGCGGCGGCGCUGCUGCCUCCGGCACCGCCGGGGGGGCACAGGGCCCCGCUCCUCCGCCCCUCGCCCCGCCGCCCCCCCCCGCCGCCCCCCCUCGCCCCCCCGGCUUCCCACCACGGCCGCUCUCGGCGAGGAAACUCUGGCCUCCGCUUCCUCCUCCUCCGACUCGGACACCGGCGGAGCCUCCCCGCCCCCGCGGAAGAAAGCCCGGGCCUCGCCGGCGGCGGCGGUGGAGGGAGCAGGAGAGCCCGGGGCUUCCGCGGGCAGAGCAGGCCUCACCUCGUCCCAGUCCCCCUCGCUCCCCGCCGCCGCCCCGCUCCGCGGCAGCAGCAGCAGCAGCGGCGGCAGCGCCAUGCAGGCCAACGGGGCGGGAGGCGGCCAGCAGCAGCCGCCGCCGCCGGCGGAGCUGGACUGCCUGGGCGCCCAGAACGGCGAGGCCUCGGCGGGCUCGGCCGUCGGCGACCAGCUGGCCCACGCCAACGGGCUGCUGCCCGCCGCCACCCCCGGCCCCGGCGGCGGCCCCGGCCCCGGCGGCCUCAGCGUCAACAACGGUGUGCCGCCUGCCGGCGGGCCCGGCCCGGCCAGCGCCGAGCUGGGCGGCGGCGGCAGCGCCCUCAAGAAGAAGAAGCGGCUCUCGCAGUCCGACGAGGACGUGAUCCGGCUCAUCGGGCAGCACCUCCACGGCCUCGGCCUCAACCAGACUGUUGAUCUUCUCAUGCAAGAGUCAGGAUGUCGUUUAGAACAUCCUUCUGCUACCAAAUUCCGCAAUCAUGUCAUGGAAGGAGAAUGGGAUAAGGCUGAGAACGACCUGAAUGAACUUAAGGCCUUAGUGCAUUCUCCGCAUGCAAUUGUGAGGAUGAAGUUUUUGCUGCUGCAGCAGAAGUACCUGGAAUACCUGGAGGAUGGCAAGGUCCUGGAGGCACUUCAAGUUCUACGCUGUGAACUGACACCACUGAAAUACAAUACAGAACGCAUUCAUGUCCUCAGUGGGUAUCUGAUGUGUAGCCAUGCAGAAGACUUGCGUGCAAAAGCAGAGUGGGAAGGGAAAGGAACAGCUUCCAGAUCUAAGCUUUUGGACAAACUCCAGACAUACCUACCCCCAUCAGUGAUGCUUCCUCCAAGGCGUUUACAGAAUCUGCUACGUCAGGCUGUGGAGCUACAACGGGAUCGGUGCCUAUAUCAUAAUACCAAACUAGAUAAUAAUCUAGAUUCUGUCUCGCUGCUUAUAGACCAUGUUUGUAGUAGGGGUCUGAGAUCAGUAUGUGGUGCGCUGUACAUGCUGCAAUGCUUGGGCAUAAUGAGGAAACAGUUCCCGUGCUACACACAGCAGAUACUUACGGAGCACUGUAAUGAAGUGUGGUUCUGUAAAUUCUCCAAUGAUGGCACUAAACUAGCAACAGGAUCUAAGGACACAACUGUUAUUAUAUGGCAGGUUGAUCCCGAUACUCAUCAGCUAAAACUGCUUAAGACAUUAGAAGGUCAUGCGUAUGGGGUCUCUUAUAUUGCUUGGAGUCCAGAUGACAACUAUCUUGUUGCCUGUGGCCCAGAUGAUUGUUCUGAACUUUGGCUCUGGAAUGUACAAACUGGGGAGCUGAGGACAAAGAUGAGCCAAUCUCAUGAAGACAGUUUAACAAGUGUGGCCUGGAAUCCUGAUGGGAAACGCUUUGUAACAGGAGGUCAGCGUGGACAAUUCUAUCAGUGUGAUUUAGAUGGUAAUCUCCUUGACUCCUGGGAAGGGGUGAGAGUACAAUGCCUGUGGUGCUUGAGUGAUGGGAAAACUGUUCUAGCGUCGGACACACACCAGCGAAUUCGGGGUUAUAAUUUUGAGGAUCUUACAGACAGGAACAUAGUACAAGAAGAUCACCCUAUUAUGUCAUUUACUAUUUCAAAAAAUGGCCGUUUAGCUUUGUUAAAUGUAGCAACUCAGGGAGUUCACUUAUGGGACUUACAAGACAGAGUUUUAGUGAGAAAGUAUCAAGGUGUUACACAAGGAUUUUACACAAUUCACUCGUGUUUUGGAGGUCAUAAUGAAGACUUUAUCGCGAGUGGCAGUGAAGAUCACAAAGUAUAUAUUUGGCACAAGCGUAGUGAGCUGCCAAUUGCGGAGCUGACAGGGCACACGCGUACUGUUAACUGUGUGAGCUGGAACCCGCAGAUUCCAUCCAUGAUGGCCAGCGCCUCUGACGAUGGCACUGUUAGAAUAUGGGGACCAGCGCCUUUCGUAGACAACCAGGAUAUUGAAGAGGAAUGCAGUAGCAUGGAUAGUUGAUGGCGAAUUUGGAGCAGACGACUUCAGUUUAACUUAAUUAGUCGUAUUUUAAAUGGCUUGGGAUUUGGUGCAAACAAACAUGAUUGAUAGCUGGACAGACAUGCUCGUCAUGAAAAAGAACCAUUUCUGAAGCCCGAUUGGGGCCAAACAUUUACCACCUUGCUUCAUAGUAACCAGUCGAGAUGAAGCACGUCGUUAGAACGUUGUUGGACACCGUGUUGAAAUUACCCCCCCCAUCGGUUGUGAAGAACUGUGCUACAUUCAGGCUAACCAUUGAACUCAGUAUAUAUAUUUUUCCCUCCUGCCUUUUUGUCUGGCAGGCUACUGUUCUUGUUGCUCUUCUGUGUAAUGAAGUUUAAAUGCUUGUUUGGAACACUUUAUUUAACAGUUUAGAAGGCUUGAUAGAAAGAGUGCUUUAGUCUGAAGAGUAUACAUUGGAUAGGAAAGUAUUUCCUUCUCUUGUUUCUCAAAUCUCUCUCCGCCUUACUUAGCUUGAGAUCUUUGCAGCUUGGUUCAUGGAUUCUAGCCUUGCCCGUUGCGCAGUAUAUAUAAAUUGAGAUGAUAAACCAAUGAACUAUGUCAAAAGCACUCUCAAUAUCACAUUUGACAAAAAGUUUUGUACUUUUCACAUAGCUCGUUGCCCUGCAGAGGGGUUAACAGCACAAUUUUUUAAAAAUAAAUUAUUUAUAGGAUUAAAACGACUUCAUUUGUAUACAUUUGGAAUUAAAACAAUGUGAGAAGUGUUGUGAAAUGCAGUAUCACUGAUGCUCUUUCAGAGUGUCGUAAGACCCAUUCAAAAGCAGUGGCUGGAAGGAGCUUUACGUAGGCAGUGAAACUUGUUCUAGAAGGAGAAACUCACUGUUCAUCUUAACAAACUGUGUUAUUUAGAAGCAAAAGCAUUCAGAGCACACCACCAAACUAAGACUUUAAACAGGACAAGGUUUUUUUCUUGUUUGUUUUUAAGACUACAUAAAUACAAGCAACAAUGCUGGUAAAAGGCAGACUACACCUGGAGGGAAGAGUUGACAUUUUUUAAAGUAGUCAACAUCCAAAUCAUAAUUCAGCACUUGUGUUAUGAUUGAAAACUUUAUUAUUUGAUAAACAAAGAUGUAUAGGUUUUCUUUUUCAGAAUAUCCUUUUAAGUUUACAGCUUUAAAUGCCUCUCCUAGACCUUGCUGAAAGUUGGUGCUGUGAACAUCUUGACACAUUUAGGAACAGUUCCACUAAUAUCCCAUGUUUAAAAGGAGAAAGACACUUAUAACUUAAGUAUUUAUUCUGCUCAGAAUAAACAGAUGGCCUGGCAUCCCUGUGCUGCUGCACUAGGCAAAUGCAUUAUGGAAUGGUAUUGGACUCCCUCUGCCUGCGUUGAGUAGAAAAGUUGUGUUGGUGCUGCUGUGAAGUAAAGAGGGAGCAGGGAAAGGCACGUCACCGAGAGUGAUAGCAAGAAAAGUGUGGACUGCAUCCUUAAAUGAGACAGUAAACCUAGUGUCCUUGUUAGUGAUGUGUGGAAGAAGGGUGGGGGAAGGUUCGCCAGAGAUCCUGGGAAGAGAAGCGUAGCCACUUUGAAUGGGAAUGUGGUGUUUAACAUAAACAGUCCCUUUUUGCUUUCCUGGAAAAACAAAGUGAAACUUAGUGGGUUAGAUUUUAGAUUCCAGCCAUCAGGUGGGUUUUUUCUUGCCUUGGGUAUAAUCUGAAACAUGGUUUAAGGUUCCAAUAUUCUUGUUGAGACCAGCCCUGAAUCUGACAUAUUCCUGUCUGUCUUGGUACUUCCAAAAUGAAGCAAGAGCUUCACGUUUUUAUCUUUAAUCUAGUUCAUUUGUCUUAAACAUCUUAAGGUGAAUUUCUUAGAUAGCAACUACCAUCCCACAGGACUGGGUAUACAUGUAUAAACUUAGAACGAGGACCUGAUGUGUAGCCUAUUGGCUGACUUUAGAGGCAAUUGUUUGCUUCUCCUGUUAGUUGGCAGCAUUUCUGACAGCGUAAGAUGAGUCUUGGUCCUGUGGCGUUGGUGUUGCAGGGAAAUGGACAGCUUUCCUAAUGUCAAAUUCUAGUGAGCUAAACCUCUUGGUUUUAAAUAAACAUUGAAUACCUAAAUUGUAAAGAGUGUUUUAUAUAUUCAAAAUGUGGUACAAUUCAUAAGAAGUGCUAGUGUGUGAAUCUUUGGAAAUUACCCCAGUAUACUCUUGCUCUGGAACAUGGUUUUUAAACAAAACAUUAUUUACAGAGGGGAACAAUCCUAUUUUUAUUUUUAUUUUUUUGGUUGUCCCUUAAAUACAGUGGUCUGGCACUACUUGCUCACUCCAUACUCAUGGGACUUCAGAGGGAACUUCAGGCAGGUAGUGAAGGCUGGGUCAAAUCUCAAGCUUCGAUUUGAAGUGUAAUAUGCACUUGAACAGGCAUUUUAAUGUGGUGGCCAUACACAAAACAAAGUGAGUCUUUACCUGGUAAAAGCUGUGUGGGAGGAUGUAUUAGAGGAUACCUACUUUCCACUGCAGUGUAUUGUAACCAGAAGUUUAAACUUAAUACUUUUGCCAAAAUACUGCCCCUCUGUUCUGGGGCUUCUCUUCUGGACUUAGUAUGUACCUCUAAAAUACACUUCAGGUAUUUAGAAGCAGAGUUUGGGAGAAGCACAUGUUCUGCUAUCUCUGCUUGAGUUUAGUUUUGUGGCACAGCAAUGCAAUAUAAAGGAGAGCUCCUUGAAUCAGAUAGAUGGCACCAUUUCCAGAGUGUCUAAAUAACAGCAUAUUGCAUAGAUAUCUGUUUCUUACAGGUGAUGAGCAAAGAAUGAGAAAGGUGAGACUAGUCUUCAUGUUGCCACAGCACUUGGUCCCACAGUAAACUUGCAUUAUGGAUCUGGUGGUAAUGAGUACCACCAUUUUAACUUCGAGAUUAAAGAGAAACUUAAACUGUUUUUAACAUGUCAGAUAUUCACAAUGUGUGAACUGAAAAGUACCAAUACUUUUUGCGCACAGACUAAAAUGAGACUAUGGGGGAAAAAUUAAUACAUUUGCUCGUUUGCAACAUGUUGCUUUCCAUGUGCUUAAAAAUGUUCAUAGGCUGGAGUCUAAGGUUGAAACAAGUACACAUCUGCAAUAAAUUACUGUAUUUCUAGUAAACAGACCUAUGAUUUUAGAGAGGAGAAUAUUGUAAGCGUGUACUUCUUUUUUUUAGCCUUUUUGGUAAGCUAGUAGCUACAGGUUAUUGGCAAGGUGGAUCUUUAACAAGUUAUGCUGAAGCAUUUUAUUUAUCUGAAUGUUCUUUAGCUGUUCAGGUAAGUAAUUUUCAAGGGACAACAGAGCAUGAAAGGGAAAAGCAGUGAUGAUAGAUCUGUCCGGGGUGGGGGGACGGAGGGAGGGAGGGCAGGGAGGCACGAUGGACGCAGGACACUUGUUUCAGAUUCCCUCUGUCUUUUCGAAAGUUCUCCAACUUAAAAGUUAACAACUUCUUAGGAUUAGAGCAAAGACACAAGCUAGAAACCUAUCCAGGUGUUGCCAGUUACUUCUCAACUUGGUUUCAAGCAGGUAAUAUUUAAUAAAACUCAAUUUGCUCUUGGGAGUUUGUGUCUAGUUGUAUCUCCUUACGCUGAUAAAUGAUGCUCCCACCCAUAAUCAAUUUUCAAGGCUUCCUUAGUAAGAUAUUUCUUCAUGGAAACCAGGACUCUUAUAAUUAGCCCUAAUUUUAGGGGAGAUGUUGUAGACCCAAAUGGGGAGGGAGGUAGAGGAAGAGGAAUGCAUACAAAAAAGCAGGAUUUGCUGGCCAACAAACUACUGUAACUUAAGGGGGAGGAGAAAAAAUGCACUUUCAAUAGCUUGUCCACAUCUUUAGCCCUGAAAUACAUGUGUGUUUUGGGUUUUUUUGCUUUGUUUUUUUUUGACAACUAUUAAGGGGAACAUCCAUCCUAUAACUGGGCAAACCUCCUUUUUACCUCCUCCUCCUCUUUUCCACAUUGGCUGGAGUCCAUUUUCAGCUGCCAUACUUAAUUUUGAAAACUGCUACUUUUAAUGUUUAGAAAAAAAUCUCAUUCUCUGACACUUUUUUAAACAGGGUGGACUUAACUGAAGUGUGCAGUUUUGAACUACUGCUGCAGUAGCUGCCUCUAGUUGUUAAAAUAAACUGUAGGCAAGUUUUUUGUCUAUUAAUCCAGAUUAUCUGGAUUCAACAAAACGUCUGUGAGUGUUCCUUCCACCUGGUAUGAAUGUGUGUGUGCAUGUGUGUGUGUUACACAAACAGACAUAGAACCAAACGUCUAGGUACUUGUCAUGUUUUAUCGCAUACUUUAAGUCGUGUGUAUGUGAAGUGUCCUUUGAUCUGAAGCUUUUGGUUAAUAUCAGUAUAUUUUUAUAAAUUUGAAAUUCAUUGUGCCCCAUCUUUUUCUUAAAUGUUUUUCAUUGUUAGGGUAACGUGCUAGAUUUGAAUCUUAACAUUUUUAGGCACAGAUGGAAAAAGUCAUUGGCUCCUUGAAAACAUAUGGGACAAAAUGGAUCCUCAAAGCAUGUAUGUACUUACAAACCAAGCUGUAGAGAUCAAGAAAAGAACUUUACUGUUGAUCUCAAGAUUUCUAAAUUGUCAAGAUUUAUAUGGAGUUGUGGUGGAACUAGUUAACACUUAGAGCUUUUGGUAUGUAAUGACUAUUUGCUAUGGACUGAUAUUAAAUGUUUCAAAGGAUUGCGUUCUUAAACUUUCUGGAUUUUUGUUACUCUCCUCAGAUUAUAUUAAGUAGUUAAAAUUUCUUUGCUAUAUUACAUUAAAAACAUAAGAACUUUGGGUCUCGUA
Messenger RNA from Dromaius novaehollandiae (emu), 7160 nucleotides. It is a transcript of the gene WDR26, whose product is annotated as WD repeat domain 26. Gene Ontology annotation, biological process: proteasome-mediated ubiquitin-dependent protein catabolic process. Lineage: Eukaryota; Metazoa; Chordata; Aves; Casuariiformes; Dromaiidae. Bases 471 to 2387 code for a protein of 638 amino acids. Gene Ontology annotation, molecular function: protein binding. The record is from RefSeq and is a predicted model, not a curated record. Gene Ontology annotation, cellular component: GID complex. The transcript has 15 exons.